AUGCUGCAUUUGAGUAAGGUAAGAAUGAGCAAGACAAUGACAGUUCAGGGUGCUCAGAUGGUCAAAUUAAGAAAUUUAGGACUUUUUUAUUACCAUGUCUUGUUUCCAAAACUAGGGGGAUUUUGUAUGGGUGGACUCCGGUGGUGGAGUGCCAAUCGGGGCAGAGGUCAAGGUGACGGACACAGGCCAGCUUCAACUGGUGGAUGAUGAAGGAAAGGUAUAUAUAUAUAUAAAAAAAGAAUCUACUUUAGUUCAAACCAGGAAAACCUUUGUUGCAUAAAAGUUGAUGAAAAUUCUUUCAUGUCACACAAACAGACACACAAGAUCAGCAAGAAGACAGAGGGCACCAUCCGGCCCAUGCACCCCACCUCUGUGACGGGUGUGGAGGACAUGAUAAGACUGGGUGAUCUAAAUGAGGCCGGACUCCUCAGGAACCUCCUGGUGCGACACAAAGAAGGCCUCAUCUAUGUGAGUUUCCAUUUCUAGAUUUCACUUUGAAACGCCUAGUUUUUAUGACGUUCAUAACCUGCCGUGGAAAUGCUUACUCGUCUGAGUCUCCCCUCGCUCUGAAUGGCUUGCUAUCUCAGACUUUGCCCUUUCUUUUAUUACUGUGUUAUUUGUCUCCAUAGAGACCAACGACUUUCUGUUUUCAGAGAACAUCCCAGUGUUUCUGUGUGGGUGUGUCUGCAUCACAGCUCAGCAGUGUUUACUCACUUAUCAAUAAGGACCUAUUCCUGCCUAAAAACACUUGUGCUCAAUCCUGCAGCUGAUCUUCCUUUGUCUCUCAUGUUUACACCAUCUAUGACUGUUUGAAUCCAGUGACCUCCAGGACAUAAUAUCUCAUGCAUUGCAGCCAAGACCAGUCUGGGGUUCACUGAGGUCACUGGCCUGAUGAUGUGCUUCACCAUAAUAGUCAGUUUCUGUCCACAUCUGUCCUCUGUGCUGCUGUGCGUGAUAGUAAACAUCCCUCUCUGUUUACAGACGUACACAGGCUCCAUUCUGGUGGCAGUAAACCCUUACCAGCUGCUGCCCAUCUACACCACUGAGCACAUUCACAUGUACACAGACCGACGCCUGGGUGAGCUGCCUCCGCACGUCUUUGCCAUCGCAGACAGCUGCUUCUUCAACAUGCGCCGCAACAAGAAGAACCAGUGCUGUGUGAUCAGGUCUGCUUUGUUUAUUUACAUCAGACUGAGGCUGCUUACAGAUAGUUAAUGCAACAGUGGCAACAUUGGACUGUCUGUUUAAAACAUCAGAAAAAGGGUUAAACCUUCACACACUAUCCAACUUGUAAAAAGUACAUUUAUGGGCAACAUGUCAGUCCUAGACCUUCAUCAGGCAAACAGUGUGUGAGGACAGGAAGAAUAAGGUGUGGCCACAGGCCUGCAGUGAAUUACCACCACAGAAAAUAAUAAAACUUCCUGACUAAGAGGAAACAUAACAUGAAGCAUAAUUAGCAUUUUCAUUUCCUUCCCAAAAGGAUGAAUAAAGUUGUAUCUAAUCUAAGUUAUCUAGCAAUUAAAUGAUAAAACACAAAUUGGGAAAAAAUCCAAAUUAAAUGAACAUGAUUUAAAUGUUGAAUGUUCUUUUAAUCGUGAUUUUUCAUGUUGUAAGUUCUCCAUGUUGUUCUGUUUUUUUGGGGUGUUUCAGUGGAGAGUCAGGAGCAGGAAAGACUGAGAGCACCAAGCUCAUGCUGCAGUUUCUGGCUGCAGUGAGCGGGCAGCACUCCUGGAUUGAGCAGCAGAUUCUGGAAGCAAACCCCAUUUUAGAAGGUACAAGAAAAGCAUCUCUGAAACCUGAUGAGACAGCUCUCAUAAACCAAUAAACUGUCUGUUUUGUCAGGAUCUGAUUUUGUACACUCGUGUUUUUUUCCCCCACAGCUUUUGGGAAUGCCAAAACUGUUCGUAAUGACAACUCUAGCCGUUUUGGAAAGUAUAUAGACAUCAACUUCACCAAAGGAGGGGCUAUUGAGGGGGCCCGGAUUGAGCAGUACCUGCUGGAGAAGUCCAGAGUGUGUCGCCAGGUGAUAAGAUCUGUUUCCUUUAUAUUCUAAAAGCAGCUUUUCAGCAUGGACCAUCAACAGGACUCAAUUUGAUGACAACUGGAAUAAUGAUCCUGCAUUCUUGUUAUUACUUUGGGGAAGCUAUUUGGGGAUCUGCUGUACCUCCAAUGCACAGCUAAGAAAGGGGGUCAGGGUGUGAGAUCAGGAAUGGGCUGAGAGUGCUGGAAAAGGUGGGGUUGAAGUGUGAUUAUGCUCCUAAAACUUUGCUGUAUGGCAGCACUCUCAUAAUGAAAAUGUAAAGAGCUUGUCUUUUCAUUUGAAGGCACCUGAGGAGAGAAACUACCACAUCUUUUACUACAUGCUGAUGGGCAUGUCAGCCGACCAGAAAAAGAUGCUGUCCCUUGGGAGCGCUGCAGAGUACAGCUACCUAACCAUGGUACUAAAUAAAUCUUGAAGUGUCAAAAUUUGAGUGUUUUUAAUGACAGAUUUGACAGAUACAUGUGUGAAUCACAGAUGACUAGAGCUCAGGAGUUCAUGUUACACAUUAGCUUGUGUAAUACCGUCCACAGGGUAACUGCACCAGCUGUGAGGGCCGUGAUGAUGUGAAGGAGUACGCUCACUUCCGGUCAGCUCUGAAGAUCCUUAUGUUCACAGAAAAUGACUCCUGGGAGAUCUACAGACUACUCGCUGCUAUCCUCCACCUGGGCAAUGUCAAAUUUGAGAGUGAGAAAACAGGCACAAGAAGUAACUGGAGAGAUUGCAUUUUUUUGAGACAAUAAUGAUCUUUUUCUUGCAUUAUUCCAGGCACAAUAGUGAAUAACCUUGAGGGCUGUGACAUCCGCAAAUCAUCCCAUUUUAACAUGGCCAGCCAACUUUUGGAGGUAUGGCAGGUUUUGCCAAGUCGAAAACUGAAAUAUUAAGAGAUGAGACAUGCUGCUCUGACUGACUUUGACCUAUCUCUUUAGGUGUCUCCCAAAGAGCUGGAGAAGAGUCUGAUUGUGCGAUCCUUCAUGACAGCCAGAGAGAGCGUGACCAAACCUUUGACCCCUGACCAGGCUUUGGACGGCAGGGACGCCUUUGUCAAAGUAACAUCAGUCAACAGCUGUUAAAAUACUCAUGUCAGACACACAUGCAGCUCAUUGAAACGAUAAUAGAUAUAUGUAUGGAAUGUGACAUUUAGGUGCCUUGUACAUGUCUUAGAGAGUAGAGUGCUGAUAAUUGAUAAUCUCGUCCUCAUGUCAUGUUUUUCAGGCCAUAUAUGGAAGACUCUUCAUCUGGGUUGUGGACAAAAUCAACUCUGCCAUUUACAAAGCGCCUGAAGAUAAAAAAGAGGUCCAUCAGUCCAUCGGCUUGCUCGACAUCUUUGGUUUUGAGAACUUCAACAAAAACAGGUUCAAAAAUAGCUUCAAUGAUACUGAAGUGUUGUUGCUUUGAGAUGAAUGUAAUUUUGAUUUCUUUGCUUUUACACUGUCUGAUUCAUUGCAGCUUUGAGCAGCUGUGCAUCAACUUUGCCAAUGAGCAGUUGCAGCAGUUCUUUGUCAGACAUGUUUUCAAGCUGGAGCAGGACGAGUAUGCCAGAGAAAACAUUGUUUGGAAGCACAUUGACUACAAGGACAACCAGCGCACUCUGGAUGUACUGGCCAGCAAACCUAUGAAUAUGCUGGCACUGAUUGAUGAGGAGAGCAGCUUCCCUAAGGUUUGUAUCAUCCUCAUUCCACGUACAGUGAGACAAAAUGAUAGCAAAAAAAGGUUUAACUUUCAGUUUUUGUCUAUUUCCAGGGCACAGAUACCACCAUGCUGCAAAAGAUGAAUCAGGUCCAUGGGAAGGGCGGCAUCUAUAUUCCCCCCAAGAACAACUAUGAGACACAGUUUGGAGUUCAGCAUUUUGCUGGCGUGGUCUACUAUGACUCAAGAGGUAUUUCUAAGGAGACAAUACAAAGCAUUCCUGUUCCCUGUGCUCAAACUUGAAGUUCUCAUCUUCGUUAUUUUGUUUUGAGGUUUCCUUGAGAAGAACCGUGAUGCCCUCAGCUCAGAUCUGAUUCAGCUGAUGGAGACCUCCACCAAUAAACUUCUCAAGCAGCUGUUUCAGAAUGAGCUGUUGACCAAUACUGUCAAGAGUGUUACUCCCAAGAUGAUCACCAUCACUACGGCCAGCAACAGCCUUCGGGUCAGUGCAGCUUUUACUUUCAGCGACUUUACAGCAAAACAAUGAAAAACUCCUUUUUACUGCAGGUAUUGAAUUAUACUCUGUGGUUUAUUGUGUAUGACAGCAAACACCUGAUACCAAAAAGCGUGUGCCGACUCUGACCGGACAGUUCCGUCAGUCUCUGGACUCCCUGAUGAAAACCCUGACUGUGUGCCAGCCCUAUUUCAUCCGCUGCAUCAAACCCAAUGACUUCAAGAAGCCAAUGGUGGGGACAGGAAAGUGCACUCACUUAAUCAAAUACAUUUUAAGAAUUUGGUAAAGGUUAACCCUCUGUGUUUCAGCUGUUUGACAGAGAGCUGUGCAUGCGUCAGCUCCGUUACUCUGGUAUGAUGGAGACCAUCAGGAUCCGCAAAGCUGGAUACCCUGUACGCUACACGUUCCAAGAGUUUCUUGGUCGCUACCGAGUCCUUUUGAAAAGUUCAAUCUGUGAUCCCAAAAAAGUAAGUUGGAUGUUUAAAUGUGAUCAUUUGUAUUCUGACAUUAACCUCCACUCUUCCUCCUCUUUUCACGAGUUGUUAUCUUGUUUAUUUCGCUCUUUCAGGAAAGCAAAGAGAAAUGCUGUGAGAGCAUUUGUGAAACAGUGCUGGCUGGGGAGGGAGACUGGAAGACUGGCAAGACAAAGAUUUUCCUCAAGGUGCUGCUUUACAUUCAAAUGGAUAUGUUCUGGGGCAAAAUGAUUAGAAGCUAUGAAUCUUGUAACUGAACCACUGCAGUUAUGUCAAGCUGAAAAUCAUGGAUUUAAAUUUCGUGGUAAAAAUUUCCAACAAGUUAUUUAAAUGGAAACUUUUAGGGUCUAUAAAUUCAAACCCAUGUCUAUUAAAGCUCAAAUUGCUAGAUUCUUACAGUUGAUCAAACGGAUCAAACUCAAGCAUCUAUAACUUUUAAAUGAGGACUGCUAGAUGAUUAAACUGAUACAUAUAGAUAGCAGUUAAUCACAUAAUUCUUAUUGGUAAUGUAUGUAUGCUAAUUUGAAAACAGUUUCUAAAUCUAGGUUAACUUGGUAAAAAAAAAAAAAAAAAGAUCUUGGUGACAGUGGUGAUUUUCACGUGGAGUUGUUGUAAAUUAUCUCCUCAAAGACAUUAUUAGCACAUGCCUGCAGACCUGGAGGCUGUAAACACAUGCUACUCAUAUGAGGACCAUAGAUGUAAAACCCUUGUUGUUUUAAGGGUCACCUCCUUGCGCACUUGAUCACCAGGGACCAUAUUUUAAAAGUCUGACCCUAGACCCAACCUAAACCAGGACUGUCUUAACAACACACGGCUCCUAAAGAUGUGGUCCUAGUCUCAAAACUGCAGCCUCCGGCUUAGCAAACACAUAAUACUGACCAUUAAGCUGUUAGAAAAUCUAUUUCUUGUGUCAUCAAGGCCACAGUGACCCCCUUUUCAUGAGGAGGAGCGGGGCUCUCUGCAACGACACAGUCAUCACAGUAAAUACAAAGAACUUUAGUCUUGUUGAGAGAAUUAUUCAGCAAGGCUUAAUUUAUUAUAAACAUGUUAACUUGAGAGCCCUAUUUCUUAUGUUAGCUUUAAAUUAUACUUUUUAUAUAAAUAUUUUUAUUUAAUAUUUUAUUAUUUAUCUAAAGUUCUAUUUUAUCUUUAUUUUUUAUACAUAUUGUUCAUUUGACCAUUACUUUUUUGAACAUUCUGAUGAUGCUAGAAUUUUCAUUUCUUUGGAAAAUCUUUCCAGAAGGAUCAGUAAUAAAGUUGUAUCUAAUCUAAUCUAAUUUAAUCUAAUCUGAUCUGAUCUGACCUGACCUGACCUAACCUAAUCUCGUCUCAUCUCAUCUAAUCUAAUUUGACCUGACCUGACCAAAUCUAAUCUAAUCAAAUCUCAUCUCAUUUUAUCUCAUCUCAUCUUAUUUUACCUCACCUCAUCCAAUCUAACGUCCUUUAUUCCAAAAAAGAUUGUAUUUGUGACACUUAAUGAAAUGUUUAUGAUAAACAGGGUUUAUUAAGUUGAAGUUCAGACAUCAUGAUUGCUUUUAUUGGUCAACUUUCCUUUAAUAAAUCAUUGUGUUGCUUUAAAAUCUGAUCUGAAAAUUAAAAAAGACAAUAAUUCCACUGUUUAUUUUCCAGGACCACCAUGACACCAUGCUUGAACUGGAGCGAAUGAAAGAACUGAAUGAGAAAGCUCUUCUGAUCCAGAAAGUCCUGAGAGGCUACAAAUACAGGUACGAGACAAAAGUAAAAAAGAAAACUCUUGAAUAGUAUGUCCUUUUUUGUAAUUGUAUUUUACUCAUGUAACUUUUGACAAGUUUUAUAUUCAGAUGCCCAGAACUAUGUGGUAUACUUGAACAUCUAACUAAACAAAUAUGGAACAAAGCAUAAAUAACUUUCCUCCUUCCUGUAUUCAGAGAUCAUUUGAAACUAAAACAAAGACAGGUAUAAACUUCUUUAACGUCACAAACUUCAUAUGUUUAUGAUUAAUUCCCUCUAAAGGAGACAGUUCCUGAGGAAGAAAGCAGCAGCCCUUGUCAUUCAGAAAUACUGGAGAGGACACAAAGGAAGAAAGCUUUACAAAGUGGUGAGUCCCUAUUUGAUGUAUCGUCAGCAGUGAAAAUUUAGAGCUGACUUAAAGCUAACUCUAACAUUUCUAAUCUAAUUCCAGGUCCAGCUGGGCUUUGCCAGACUGCAGGCUCAGGUCCGCUCGCGCCAGCUUCACUCCCAGUAUAAGAGGAAACGUGAGGCGGCCAUGUUACUGCAGACUCAGAUCAGAGGAUACCUGGUCAGGAAGGAGUGGAAGCGCAAGAGAGACGCUGUGAUCCUUCUGCAGGCCUACACCAGGGGAGUGCUGGCCAGAAAGGCAGUCAAAAAAAAGAAAAGAGAUGUAAGUCCAAGUUAUACCAUGAUGAUGAUGAACUCUCUUUGUAGCUGUCUUAAAAAUUGUUUGAAGAUCCUGUUUUCACAGGGUGCAGGAGUGGUUAGUUACCAACAACUCCCCACUAUUCAUCCACCAAUUUUGUUCAUUACUUUAACUAUUCACUCUAUGUUAUCAGCUUAUUCAAUUCCUUGCUGUUAUUGUUACUAUAAACCAUUAAAUUCAACAAUAUAUUACACACCAAGACAAACAAACUUCAAAUCUGAGAAAGUAAAGCAUUCAAGAAGGUAUCUAAUAAAUGUAAAAAUAAAAAAAAGUUGAUCCUCUAUGAGAAAAUUAUUUCAUUUACCUAUCACUUUUACUUUUGGCAAACUGGUUAAACUCCUUUACCUUUGUACCCAAACUGUUGUGCAGUGAUCAAUGUGAUGUUGAGGAUUCACAGUUAACUCAAGUCAGAGGAAAGAGUGGCCACCAGACCAACUCAGCUCAGUAAAAGGGUCUGGAAAAGUUCCAUUCGUUCCUUGGUUGUACAGAGGCAUUUGCAAAUGUUGUAAAACCACCUUGAGAAGUGAAAGUACAAAUUUGCAAACAAUAACAUUUACACAGUAGUGUACAGCCACAGAAAUAUAAACAAACAGCAUCAUGCAAAGAGAAGAAACAAACCCGUCUUUCUAGUGAGUGCUGCAAGAGAAAAUGUUGGAUUUGUUUUUUCUGAUGAGAAGACAUUAUUCAUUUUUUUCCCAAAUGGCCAGAAUAGUUGGUUAAAUGCAACCAUCAGCUCCAGAAACUGCCAUGGUUGUGUUUGAACACACUAACUUGUAUGCAGCACUACUGUGUUGUCUUCUUCCAGUGCCUUCCCUAUCUUUACUAAAGGACUGUGAUUGGUUCAGUUUAUCUGACAUUAAAGUCCAACGCCAAUCUUCCUCUCUAUUUCUCACAGUCUGGCCUGCGUAUCAGGGUUCAGGGGGCGGAGCUUGGAUUUAUGAUGUAGGAAAUCUCCCUGUGUCUGGACCUGCCGUUCGGGUCUGCCAGAGGUUCACAGUGAUUUGAAUGCAGAAAUACUCAAAAAUGCUAUUUUGCACUUACUUUUCUCAUGAUAUGUCCUGUAGCACCAGAAAAUUGCCAUAUGAUCAUUUAGACCACAAGAAAAACAUAAUUUUCAUCAGAGUGGGUCUUUAAGGAGGAAAUAUUUCGGAUAUCAGCAAUUCAACAUCCUCCUGCCAGCAAAAAUGAAUCUGAUCUGGCUGUUGUAACACCAUCUGGUAACACCAGGCUGAGGAACCAUCAGAAAUGUACUGAAUGAUACUGUGAUGUCACACAGAUUAAAAUACACUAAUAUUUGUGUGUAGCUCUUUUCCAGAGCUGUUUGUAGUUUUUUCUUCUGUAGCUUGAGUUACUUUGCUUUUUUUAUUCUGUGGGUGUAGUACUUGGUACUGUGUCAUUACUCCAUGGUCUAUUACUUCUCAAAGUGCGCAUAACCAAGUAAUCUCAGUUUACUCUGCAUCACCACAAUGUCAUCAGCAGCAGAAAAUUUCUGACAUUACAGCUUCAGCAAGAUUAUGUAUUUGACAUUUGACUUCUUUACCUCCAAGCCACUGCUGUAAAAGAUAACAAGUUAUUCUUCAGUUGUUUUUUUUUUGUUGUUUUUUUUUUUUAUCUGCAAAGGUUGUAAAAGACAUGCAUAAGGUAGGGCUGAUCCUCUUUGAUGUGUCUUCUUUCAGCUUUACCUGUCGGCCAAAGACAAAGCAGCAGAAGAAAAGGCUGCCAGGGAGAGGCAGAAACAAUACGAGGAAUUACUGAGACAGAAGAAAGAGAGAGAGGCCAGAGCUCAGGCUGAGGCCAUCACUGACACAGAGAUGGUUGAACGCAUGUUUGAAUUCCUGCCUGAAACUGGGCAGGAGGGCCAAGCACCUGUGGGAUAUGAGGUCCGGGAACUAAAACCUUCACCCAUUUCGUCCUUCUUUCACCGUUAUGUAGAGUCUCUCAAUUAAUGUUUAUUUCUGGCAUUAGAAAUUUGAGAAGAUGGUCACAGAAGAGAUCGACAUCGAUGAACUCCCCAUGGAGGAUGAUCUUCCUCAAGAAGACUACGAUGACCUGGAUGAGUACUCCUUCUCCAAGUUUGCUUCCAUGUACUUCCAGGGUGCAGCCACCCCCACCCACAUCCGCCAGAGGCUCAGACAGCCCCUGCUCUACCACGAAGAUGAAGGAGAUGUUCUGGUGCGUCACUCAACUUCUGUUAUUCAUUAAAAACACCGCUCUCAAAUGUACUGAAGGUUUGUUUGUCUCAUCAUGGUGUUGUUGGUUUUUUUUUUUUGUUUUCUUCUCUUCUUUCUUCCCAGGCUUCUCUGACAGUGUGGUGGAUCAUCCUGAGGUUUAUGGGAGACCUCCCAGAGCCAAAGAAGCAGGUCAGAGCCCCAGGAGCUCCAGCACAGGAACGUUUUAUGCCACAAGACUUGCUCUCCAGGAAUGACAGACGUCUUAGCCACAUGGUGGGCCUGGAUCAGGUGAGUGUCUUCACAGAGCAAGGUCUUAAUAUUAUUCUUUACUUAAAAUUCUGUUUGGGAUUUGAAAGCAUCAUUUGUGACUGUUUCAGAGGGUGCUGAGGAAUAAAAAAGAGAGAAAGCCUUCAACAGUACCUGAGGAACCAGCUCCAGUCAAAAGAGGCUCCAUUUUCACAGACCUUCUGACAAGAAACAGAAAAGUAUCUGCAGCGCCAAACCUCACAGCUCCAAACCCAAAGGCGUACACGGUGCCAGAGGAGAGCCCUCGAGCAAGGAAAGGAUCCACAUUUACAGACCUGAUGUUCAGGAACAGGAAAGCCUCCACAGCUCAAGAAAAUGGGAUCCCAAGAUCUGCUCCAGCUGCCAGAAAACCCUCAAUCAUCAUGGAGGAGGUGAGCCUGAAACCUAUUUUUGUCUUCGUGUUCCUGUAAAAAAAUAGUCUGAUAUUCUAGUGUACUGAUGGACUUUUCAUUGUUUCUUUUAGUCAGAGGAUCAGACUGAGGUGUCCAAGCCUCCCACCCUGCAGACUGUGCAGGAGGACAGUGACGUCAUGAUUGGAGAGGGACUGACCCUGGACCGGCCACUCACCAGUUUAGAAAAACUCCACAUCAUUGUGGGAUACGCUAUCAUCAGACGUGACCUCAGGUAAUGAAAACAGUUCAAUACUCACACCCAAGAAUCACUUUUAUGUUCUUCCCUAACACAAUAUUUUGUCCAGGGAUGAGAUUUACUGUCAGAUCUGCAAGCAGCUUCAGGAAAACAACAAUCGCAACAACUGUUUCCGGGGUUGGAUCCUGCUGUCUCUCUGUCUGGGUAUUUUCCCUCCAAGUGAGCGCUUCACAAGAGUGAGUGUGUCACCUACAUGUCUUCAGACUGCAGCUGCAGCGAUAUCACAGAUGCAUAAAAAAUUUACUUAAGCAGAUUUACUUUGAUUUACUAUCCACCACUGGUAGCUUCACCUCCAGGAUACAGAGAAUCAGAGAUUACUGUAAAUUAAGAGCUAAUGCCUCAGCUCAUUUGCCGACCUCUGCUGCCAAUUAUUUAAUGCUGACAAGUACAAAAGCACAAACAUGGCUUUAAGGAAGUGUGCAGGGCUUCUCUUUUAUAUGCUGGUAGUUUUUAUCUGCCCUUCACCUGUUUCAUGUGCUCAUGCCCUCCCUCCUUCAUUGAGAGAAACAUGACUAAUCAAAUUACAUUCAUCUUUUCUCUUGUUACUUGUCUUGACAGUACCUGCAAAGUUUCAUCCGUUCUGCUCCUGGAGAUUAUGCCUCCUACUGUGCAGAGAGGCUGCGACGCACAAGACUGAACGGGAUGAGAGGAGAGCCUCCAUCGUGGCUGGAGCUACAGGUAAUAAGGCUAACACAUGAGACUACUGCUAAGAUUUCAAACCAAUUGAUCGCUUUGAUAAAUUUCAUGUAUUUUUUAGCUGCCUUAAAACUCAAGGCCUAGACUUUGAGAUAUCUGUCUCUUGAGUUUUUGUGCUGAGGUGGCAGCAGAAAUCCCACUGAGACAUCAUUUAGGACCUCUGUGAGAAGUUAAAGAUGUUUUAUGUAAAUCGAACAAACAUGCCCUGCCGUUGUCUCGUCUGCGACAGGCGACCAGGACAAAGCAGCGGAUGAUUGUGACGGUGAAGCUGAUGGAUGGACGCUCUGUCAAUCUGCCUGUUGACUCAGCAUCCACCUCCAGAGAGAUCUGCAUGGCCCUCUCUAAUAAAAUCAAGCUCAAGGACAACUUUGGCUUCUCUCUUUAUGUGGCCCUGUAUGAAAAGGUAUGAACACAUCUGCUUUUGAAUAUGCUCUUUUUUUUUUUUUGAUACUGAUGAAUCCAACUUUUAUCUGGCUUUGAGAGAGGAACAUUGCCCACGAAAAAAUUAAGUAUGUACCAAAAAACCAAAGAAGAAGCAUUAUUUUAUACAAGGAUGAUUUUUUUAACCUCUUUAUCUAAGUCCUUCACAACUCCUGUCGUACUAAACAAACUCAAUUAAACCUUCAAUAACUGAAACAAAGCCAGGAUGUACAAAAGCAUUUAGACUGAUACUGCAAGAGGAUUUAACAGCCAGCUAAAUUCACAAAAUUGGGUGCCUGAACAAGGGUGGCCUGUACCCCCUUUGAAUCUGAUUAGCACCCCAGCUGACACCUCCAAACCCUCAGCUAUGAACUAUUAAGGAGAUACCUCAAAAUCCAACUGGAAGCUCUUUUUUAGUCCCAUUGAAGAAGCAAACAUGACCAGAAAGAUUUAUUCAAUGGUUUGGAUUUUAGGCACUUAAAGAUACUCUGGUCUUUAAAGCUUCUGUAAGUUUGUGUCAAAUCAGCCUUUUCCCUUUUGUCCUCCACGUGCUUAAAGCUCCUGUGAGGAGUUUUUUCAAUGUUUAUGAAACAGACUGAAAUUCACACGGAUGCUUCUCUAUGAUAUCUAAACCAAAGAAGACCAUCAGUGACAAGAUUUAUGAUUUUUUUAUGUUAUUUUUAAUGCCUAAAUCUGGUGUGAGGGGGCAGGUGUCAGCCAGACAGCUGAAUACGUAGACACUUUUUUACAUAUUUCAUUUAAAAUGUUCACUAUGGAUUAUACAUUUGACUGUCUGAUUCUGGAAAGUCUUCUAAGCUGAUAAAAGCAUGAUUGAACUAGUAAAUUGAUGUGCUUCUCCAGAUUGAGGUUGUUAUCAUAUGACAUAAUAUGAAUGCUAAUCAAAGCCAAAAACUCCUCACAGGACCUUUAAAGAACAUGAUUUCAGUCGUUCUUGGUAUUUGUAUGAGCCUUUCAGUUUUGCAGACGUUACGCUCACUCUGACCCGCUCAUGAUGCUUCUCAGCUGAGCUGAUCCAGCUGCUUAAAGGUUAUAAGAUGUUUCAUCUGAGCCAAGCGGUGACUUGGAUUGCCACAUACAGUUAGUAUUUUUUUUUCCCCAAGUGAGUUUUCAGAGAAAAAAAAGACAUAAAUCAACUGUGUGGGCUCUUAAAGUACCAGUGUCCUUCUUCUCAUAGGCCCCUUUCAUCCAUUCACACUUUAAACAAUGAAUCUCUGUAUCCAUCUUUGUUUGCACUCUGUUUUGUACCUUUUGAAGUUAAGAAUGAUACACAGCAAUAUCACAUCUUCCAGGCACUCAAAUGUUAGUUUGCAGGCUAGAAAUGUUUGGUGCAGAUGUAAAAGGAUUCAUUUUCUUCAACUGAUAAUUUGCCAAAGUAUGACAAUGAAGUUCUCAGUCAGUCAAAUCUGAAUAUAGUGCCGGGUUUGUCAGACACUGUCAUGUUUUUGGAAACUAAAUGUCUAUAAGCUGUAUUAAAUUGUUCUGACUCCUGCUUUGGCGACGUUUUUUAACUAUAACCUUAGAUGUUGACUUGUUCUCCAGGUGUGGGCUCUGGGCAGCGGCCGGGAACAUGUGAUGGAUGCCAUCUCUCAGUGCGAGCAGGAAGUAAAAAGGAGAGGAGGCCAAGAGCAGCACGCUCCAUGGCGUCUCUUCUUCCGUAAGGAGAUCUUCACUCCAUGGCACGACUGCAAAGAGGACAAGAUUAGCACAGACCUCAUCUACAAACAGUUCAUCCACGGUCUGCAGUAUGAAGAGUACCGCUGCGAAAAGGUAAGCUCAUGAUUACACGUUUAUCUCUUGUGAAACCCUCUGUUUUCUCUGACAUUUGUCUGACAGACGUUUUCUACCUUUCACAGGAGGAUGACUUAAUUCAGCUCGCUGCCAAACAUUUAUAUGUCUCGCACGGCUCAGACAGCAGCCCAGAACACGUGAAAGAGGCUGUUCAGGACUGCGUCAACAAUUCUCUGCUGGAGGCAAAGUCAGAGGCCAAGUGGGUGCAGAUGGUCAGCACUGCUCAUGCUCAGGUCAGCACCAGGAAGCUCCACAGAGAAAGGCUUUACAUGGGCUUACAGAAGAUCUAAUCCUGACCUCUGCUUUUCUUGAACCACUCCAGGGUUCCUAUUUGAGUUCAAGACAGAAGACCGACUCAGUGAAGGCAGAGAUGGUCGACUAUGCCCGAGAGAAAUGGCCCAUGUUCUUCUCAAGGUUCUUUGAGGUUGUCAAAGUGUCAGGUGAGCAUUUGUUAGUAAGUUCAGAUAAACACAAGACACUCGCACCCUGGAGAAAAAAAAGAAGCAGUCAGUGAAGAAACCUCUCCUGUUGUGCAGUGGCCACAAAAACCCUGGCCUGCUUAUUUUAACUUACAUGUUGAUAACACAGAUGCUAUCUACCUACAGACCUGAGGCUUUUGAAUACUUUAUUAAGGCACUUUUCUGGUGUCGAUAUUAGACUCAAGGAAAAAAAAGUACAAAAGAAAAAAAUCCUCUUGUUUUGAUCUCCAGCAGACAUCAUUUCUCUCCAUCUGUGUAUAAAACAUGUUUCUGGCAUAUCUGAUGUUUUUACUUCUUUAAGGGUAUUUUGCCGUAAGUGAUAGAGUAUCUGAAGAGAGACAGGAAAUGUGGGGAGCAGAAAGAGAGGAAAGACAUGCAGCAUAUCUGAUCUGAUCCUAUAAUUCCUUGACUUUAAAAAGAGAAACUGUUUGGGAUGAAAGUAAAAGCUAAAAUAGGAUGACUCCUUAUUAAAUAACACCACCAAAAAAACAGAAAAAAAAGACUAAAAUAGCAAUUUUGUAUACAGACUAACCUUUAAUUUAAAAUAAUGCAGUUUAUGGACCAAGACGCUACGCUUGUUGCCUCCACUUUGAUGAUAGCUGUGGCUGAAGGCCUCAUUAUCUACGUGACCGUCUGUCUGUCUGUGAAUUCGUCACACUGAUGUGUGAGCGCGAGAACGUCUGGAGGGAAUAUCUCCAAAUCUGGCACAAAGUCCACUUGUCUUCAAAGAUGAGCUGAUGAGAUUUUGGUGGUGAAACAACCACCAAAGGUUAAAGGUCAUUCUGACCUCACGUUUGUCACAUUAACUUCAGAGCAUGGUAUCUCAGCAAAGCCAGGAGGAAAAUUCAUACAUGUGAUUUAUUCCUCCCAUGAAGACAGAACUCUAUCUGAGAUCAGGGGCCUGUUCUACGAAGCAGGAUUACUGCUUAGCGAGGUAACUUCGAGGAUAAGUUCGGGGUUUCCUGUUCUACGACGCGGGUUCACUUCUUAGCGAGGCGAGUCUCCAUAGCAAUAUACGCUGAACGGCUAACCUGCUCCGGGGCAGGUUAAGUUCCAGAUUGAACUCACCGAGCAUAAAAACCCCACCCACUGACCAAUGAGCUCUCUCGAAAAACGGCUUGUCCGUUCUUGGAGGAUCCUAUAGACCUCGGUGCUCGCAUUGUCCGAGGAGCACUCCGACUCGCGAGAGUUUUCAGGGAGAGUUUUCUCCGGAUGACCACCUCUAUCAAAGGCUCAUAUGGCCGACAUAUUACACAAAACAUGUAAACACGAUAGGAAUGAACAAAUGAAUGAUUCAUCUUGGGAAUGAAUGGGCAUGAGCUGCAGGGGCUGCGCGAUCACAGUCAACAUCUCGGUACUAUUUAGUAGCAGCGCACGCCCCUUAUAAUAACCCCCGUAAAUACUGUUGUUCAGGACUGUUACUUGUGCUUCCUACCCACUGUAACAACCGUUGUUCUAGCCCACAUGCAACAUUUUUGUUCUCAUUCAUGAAACGCUUAAAUCAGGGACAUUUUCGGGGACAGCUUUAGCCGGGGACAGAUCAUCCAAUUCGGGGACUGUCACCUUAGUUAAAAGCUCAUGUUGAACAGUGCUAUUUCAGGGUGAUAAUGGCAUCAACGAUUACUUUUCUGCCAGCAUUCCCUCCGUGCUUUUGCAGCGGCGACAGUGUUGCUUUUGAGGUUUGUGAUAGCUUUCAAUUCUUCAUACUUUCUCAUGAUCGUCUCCUGCUCCUUGUUUGUAAAGUCUGCGGUCCUUCACUCUUCAGCCUGCUCUGACGCUCCAGACUGAUCCAUGUUCGCGAUUGGUCAGAUGCGGCGGGCUCCGCCUUAUAUGUGUGCACGCGCUCAUAGCAGAGCUGGAUCCACUUAUGAGGUUGAUAACCAGCGUCGUAAAACCGCUUAGCGAGACCGCUGGCUACCACGCUAAGUUGAGCGAGGUAGCUCCAAGGCAGUGGCGAUUGCUCUAAGACUGCAAGGGAAGCUUGGCUUCCCUUAAAAUGUCACCCCCCCAAAAAAAGAAAAAGUGGUGAAAUACGUACGGCUGUGUGUACAUUUCAUUAACUAAAUACGCACUAGAAAGCCUUCAACUUUUGUUCAGACACUGUGAUAAGAAGCUGAUAAUCACAGGUAACCGGCAUAACUUCGUUCUCAUUCAUCCUCGCAGUGCCUCAGCGCUUUAAACAGCCGGACGCUGGGCUUCUGCUGACUUCAAUGUGGAAGCUUAAAGUGGGUUGUUCCAGCAGCGAAACUAGACGCUCAUUGGAUAAAUGCUGGGCUUUGUCCCGCCCAAUGGAAGCUAAGCUUCACUGGAGUUCUAUGGCGAGAGGGCGGUCCCUCUUUCUCCCGGACUCCAAGCUUCUGCAUUCAUGAUUGGAUGAGCUGUCUGAGGCGAAAUCCUUUUUUGAUUGACAGCUAAACAAGCGAAUCAGCGAUCUUGAAGAAUAAAACAUCUACCAGAGCAUUUUCCAAGUUAUUCAUUCCGUUGUUCUUAACUGCUCCAGAGACUUUACCGAUCCUCAGCAACUUUUGUCUUUGUUAAAAACGACUGCCGUUGUGUUUGGCGACUCUGUUCUGUUUCAUACUAAUAAACAAAUACAAUUAUGAUGUAGGCCAGAAAAAUGAGCUUCCCCUCCUUGAAAGACCAGCAGCCGCCACUGCUCCAAGGAUACCUCGCUAGGUUGAACCUGCUUCGUAGAACAGGCCCCUGUUGAUGAAAAAAUCUACCGUCUCUCUCACCCUGCUUCUGCCUGUUUGUUUUAUUGUUGCAAGAAUAGACUGACAAACACAUGCAACAUUUGGUGUCUGUGUCAAAAACUGGGAUAUACAGAGCUAUUUAUAGAAACACUGUACGGCCGAGAUUAAGACUCAAACACUGAAGAAUAAAAGUGAAUAAGCGGACCAGAAACAACAUUUCUUGCUUCCUUGGAACAGUCCAAAAACUACAAUUUAGGUUUGAAACACUCUCUUUAAAAAGAGGAGCUCUGACACAGAGACAAUGUGUUGCAUCUCUACGAUGUAAAAAGGCAAUCACCACCAUCAAUGCCAGCAUUGGCGAUUUCUGUAUUAUACUUUCCAAUGCCUAUAACUGCUGUCAGGGGGUGGGCACGCUGAAAAAAAAGCCUUUACUUGAAGUAUGCCACAGAAAAUACUCUCAUCGAUUGAAUAGAAGAGAACAGCAAGAAGAGAUUUGUCUGUUUUUCUGGAGACAUAGACCGCUGUGUAUUGCUAUCAUGUGGUCAUUGCUGAAUUUGGUGUAGCUAGAGAAGCAAGCGGUUGGCAACGUUCAUCUCUCAAGGGGGUGUCUAACUCAGUGUUACGGUGUCUUUGACCCAAACUUUGUCCACAGAGGGUGCCAAAGUCAACACAGACACAAAGUUCCUAACAGGAGCUUUAACUUCGCAUGUAAACAUACCGACCACUCAGGGGAAGUACUUUUUGAGGCUCCAGAAAUUUGGGGGGCAGGAGCUAAAGAGAUUCACAUUUACAUAAAGAAAGAGCAGGUCAUUAGUUUACAUAUUUAAGAAUAAUAAAUACAGCUUAUCCACUGUCAACAUGAUUUGUGACAACUUUUUUUUUUAAUUUAAAGGUUCAGCAAAGGCUUAGAUUAAGAGCUGUGCAGGUGACUUCAUCAAACACCUGUGCUGGAUGUCUGGCUUUAGUUGAAUAAUCUGUCAGGAACUUGGGGUUCAGGCCACAGGAACCAUUAGCAAAGAGUCCCUGGUACUUCUUGUCAAAAAAGACUUCAAGUGUUGUCAUAAAUUAUUGCUUAUUGUUCCUUUAAUCUGGGAUUGUUUCAGGUCCUGCACUACCAAAGAACAAAUUCAUCGUGGCCAUAAACUGGACAGGAAUCACUUUCCUGGACGAGAGAGAGAAGCGUCUGCUGGAGCUCUCCUUCCCUGAGGUCACUGGAGUCAACACCAUCAGGUACAGAUAAAAUCAGAGGCCGUAGAUGUAGAAUAAGAAAAUUAUUUAACUUUUAAACAGUGUGCCAUUACUGGAUUCUACUUUGAUGCCCACGCAGGGAAGGCCAAGCGUCUGGACAAGCAGUGAGCCUGCUGACCCUGAAAGGAGACUUUAACCUCAGUGGAAGCUCGGCCGGGGACAUGGCAGAGCUGAUCACGAUGUUCCUCAGUGGACUGACAGAGAGAUCUCAGUAUGCUGUGACACUACGGGAGGCUACACCAGGUGAGACGACUCUAUUUUCCCCUAUUCUCAGGUUUUUACAGCUACAGUUUCUCCUAGUGAGUAUCUUUAAUAACCAGUGCCUCUUUUUUCUUCGUCAUCCCUUUACAGAUGAUCCUGCACUGCUCAGCUUUAAGAAAGGAGAGCUCAUUGUGAUUCUGAAAGACGAAGAUUUUCCUCUGCAGCAGGGCUGGAUAAAGGGCAGAAAUGAGAGCACCAAAAAGACAGGUGCUGUCCCCACUGAUGCCAUCUUAAUCCUGCCCACGCUCAAGAAACCCACCAAUGAGCUCAUGGUGAGUAGAAACAAAAGCACACCGCUCUCAUUAAAGAAACUGUUCCUGAAAUUGUAGAGUAUAAAACAGUACAUCUAUCCCCAAUCAGAGCCUCCUCAGCUUGUCCCCUAACCAGAGGAAGACCAUGAUUCAGUCAAAUAUGAAGGAAACAGGAACAGUGGAGAGGAUGGCUCUUUAUACGCUGAAGGAGUUCUCCCUCGAGUACUUCAGGUAUUUAAGAAAUGCACUCCAUACAAGUAACGGGAAACCUUCACUGGAGCAGCAGCGGCAGAAAAAUCUGUCCCUUUUCUCUGAUCCUACAGACAGCCCACCAAGGACGUGAACCGUCAGGUGAUGUCCAGAAACGCUGCUCCUGAGAAGCUGUGGGCAAACUCCAGGGAGCCAAUCAGACAGCCUCUCCUCAAGAAGCUGGUGGGCAACCCUGAACUCAGCCACAAAGCUUGCCUGGCCUUCACUGAUAUCCUCAACACAGUACACAAGAUUUACCACCAGGACAUGCUUUUGCCCCUUAGGAAGACUUUUCUCUUUUCUUUUUCAAUACACCUGAAUAAACUUGUGAAAAUUAUUCCUCCUUAAUUGCUGUGAACCCAUCCUGAAAUAUAUGGGAGAUUACCCCUCCAAGCAGAUGCAGAGUCCUCUGGAGCUCACUGACCAGAUCUUCGGCCCUGCCACCUCACACGAGGUGCUCAGAGAUGAGAUCUACUGUCAGAUCAUGAAGCAGAUAACCAGCAACAACAACAGGUGCCCCAAUGUUGUUUCACAUUACCAUGUUAUUUCACAUGUACAGCAGAGAGAGGAGAUUUACAGCUACCUUUUUUUUAAACUCAUAAACAAGCAAAUCCCUUUUUUCUUGUUGCUUUAUUAAAUUGCUUUCCUGGCUUCAACAUUGAUCCGUGUAAACUAGGAUGGCAAAAGUACAAAAGAGGAUAAGGGCCACAAGAAGAGAAAAAAAUAAUUACAGGAGGGAGAUGUUUUUUAAUUUCCAUUUCGAGAUUAAAGUCAAAAUUCAAGAUUAAAGUCAAAAUUUAAAAAGUCCUCGCAGAUUGAUUGUUUAUUUCGUAUGAAUGACAAAACAUAUACAUACGAAAAGGAUAGGUAAGAAGCCAAGGCUUAUAAGGAACCUACCCACUUGCCACUGUGACGCUUACAAAUGAAAAAAUCAAAGUUUUAAGAUUAGAGUCGAAAUUUCAAGAUGAAAAAAAUCAGAAUUACGUGAAUAAAGUUGAAAUUCUGACUUUAAUCUUACAAUUUUUCUAUGUAAUUUCAAAAUUUCUACUUUAAUCUCAAAAUUUUAAAUUAUAAUCUCUAAAUUUCAACUUUAUUGACAUAAUUUUGAUUUUUUUAAUCUCGAAAUCUCGACUUUAACCUUGAAAUUUCCACUUACAUCUCCUUACUGUAAUUAUUUUUUUUCUUUUCAUAUGGCCUUAAUCCUCUUUUAUAUACAAAAGAGAGCAGAGACAAGCAUUUCCAAAAAGAUGUAUGAUCUUGUGUCAAAUUGUUUUUAACUCAGAUGUUGUGGAAUUUAGUCAAAGCCAAAGUCACUAUAACCGUUUAGUUUCUUUAUGAAGAAAGUGUGAAAAAUUAACAGUAAAAAGUGAUCACAAAAAUGAUUCUACUCUGAUGUUUUGAAUUUAUAUGCAAACAGAGACCGUUUAGUCUCACGGCUUUGUCUGAAGUGUUUUCUUCUGUAAUCUUGUUCCCCCUUCAGGUUCAGCAUCGAGCAGGGCUGGCAGCUGAUGUGGCUCUGCUGUGGGCUGUUUCCUCCCAGCCAGUCUCUUCUCAGACACACUCAGCGAUUUUUGGAGUCCCGUCGCAGAGAGCCCCUCGCCUCUGACUGUCUGCAGCGUCUGCAGAGCUCACUGAGGUUAACCCAACACACAGUUUCAUACAUCUCCAGCAAGUUUUCUCAAGUUUCAAACCAGGGUGAAAUGGAAAGUGAGACAACAUUCAUUUGAAGUCAGAUUAAGUACACAUUGCACAUACACAUAACAAGUUGUGAGGACUGUUUAUGCAGAGAUUCAGUUCUUUAUUUUGCCAAGACAGUCACAAGUUGUCAGUGGCAAAAACAAGAACUUUUAUUGGAUAUAUUUGAUUUAGCAUUUUUGCUUCCAGGUAUUUCUUUAUCACCUGGUUUUGCAGCUCCAAACUUUUAUGUAACUUAAAGUCAUAUACACCAAAAAAUGCAAAAAAUGUAGGGAAAGUUUAACAACUCUGGGAUGACCUGUACCAGUCUGAUCGUACCUGCAGCGGUGCUCUUUCUGUCAGCAGAACUCUAUACAAAUAUGCUGCACCACCUGAACAGUGACUCGACUACACUUUGCAUUAGCAUGGCCUUCUCUGUGAAUAGAUUUUGUUAAAAUUUAGAUGAACACAGUGAUAGGGGGCAUUAUUUAUAUCUUUACUGGUUCUGAAAUACUCUCACUCUUAUGUUUCUACCUCAUACAUGUUACCUUCGGUGCUCUUGCUGUAGAUGUGACAAAAUUAACACUGCACCUCUCAACUAACUCAGUCUGUUACAGGAAAUAUUUUACCUGUAUUUUAAGAGACAAAGUAGUGAGGAAAUACGUUGGAUUUUACAGUUUCGUCUUGUUAUCGUCUUGUUAAUGAAAACUUCACCUGUAUUUGCCUGAGGCUUUGUGUUCAGUGAUGUAUUCCAGCUCGUCAUCAUCUCAUUAACAUUGAAAUUACCUCUACUAAGGACUAAAGAGUCAUACUCUGUGCAUAUUUACACCAAUUUGAAAUUUACUGAGACACAGGUUGUGAUGGGCAACAUUAAACCACUACGUAUAGACACUUUUUGUAAGAUAACUAACGCCAACAAACCAGAGUUCAAAAGUUUUGUCAUGGCAACAUUUCAGCUUAUAAUUUUAGCAACACAUUAGCAACACAUUAGCACAUAACUCUGCAUCCUUCAGGAAGUUGUUUUGAGCCAAGAAAAGCUGUAUUAGAAAAGAUGUGUAUUUGCUUUCACAACAAAUGCACACGUUGACAAGAGUCACAUCUUCAUGCUCAUGGGAAAUUCAGUCUUCAUCAUGAAAAACAUGAUUGAUUUCACUUAAAGGGGUCGUCAGAGUCAACAUGAAAAUUUCCCACAGUGCCUUCGUGUUACUUUCUGACCUUCAUUAGAUGAGGAUUUUGGUCUUACCAGCACUAAAUAUUUGACUUAUGUCAAAAUAAAUGAUGUAUUUUCUCUCCAUGUGUAGGCUGGAGCCAAGGAAGCUGCCACCACAUCAAGUGGAGGUAGACGCCAUCCAACAGAACAGCACCAAGAUCUUCCACAAAAUCCACUUCCCCAAUGACUCAGAUGAGGUAUGAACACUGAGAACUUUUCUUUCAAGUUAUUCAAACCAUCUUCACAUUGUUCUAUUUACCUUAUGAUUCCUCCACACUCUCAGAUUUUUGAGGUCGCAACAAGCACCAGGAUCAGGGAUCUUAUCCAAAACAUCAGCAAACAGCUUGGGCUGGCCUCAGCAGACGGAUUCAGCAUUUUUGUCAAAACACAUGACACGGUUUGUAUUGUUGAUGUAAUUUUCAAGAUGUUUUUAGGCGCAUAUCUUUUAUCAUACUUGAGCUGUAGCCUAUCUGUUAUCAGAACCAAAUUACAAAAUUACAACAUGAAAAACACACACAAGAAAAAUAACAAACACACUCUCAGAUUCAUGUUUUCAGUUGUCUUUCAUGCCCUCGUCUGACUUUGUUGUCUGUGUUUCUGCUUAUUUCAGAUUCUCAGCUUGAACGACACAGACUACUUCUUCGACAGUCUCAGACAUAUCACAGACUGGUCUAAAAAAUCCAAGAGGAUCAAAGACGGUAAAAUCAACCUCCAUCUGAAGCGCUUAUCUUUUCACUGAUGUGUCUGUAUUUUAUGAAAACCCUGCUCACAGUGUGUGUUUUUGCUUUGUGUAGGCGGGCCUGUCAACAUACCCUACCUUGUGUUCUUCAUGAGGAAGUUGUGGUUCAAUGUGGUUCCUGGCAGAGAUGUGGAGGCCGAUCUUAUCUUCCAUUUCCCUCAGGUGAAUUUGAAUGAUGCAGCCUGGCUACCUUCACAAGUUAAUGCUAAGAGGUUUUUCCUCAUAAUCGGACUGUACACAGUACACAUACAGUAACAUGAGACAUAAGCAGUUUAAUAAACAGCAGGUAGUAGUGCAUUUAUUUUUGUUUUCAGUCCGUUUGUAGAGCUUAAUUUGAAUUUGCUUUCUCUAUGUUUCUAACUGGACUGUGAACAGUAAAGCUCACAGACCUUGAGCCAAGUUUAGGGUUGGCUGUGAUAUUGUAAAUUUAAAUAAUGAAUGCUGAUAACAAAGACAAUACUAGGUUUAUGCAUGGUGAACAGGUAAGGCUAAUCAAAAGAAAAAAACAACAGGGAGAGAGGGGAACAACAGGCAAACAAAGGGAAUUCACAGACUGAGGGGGGUAAAUGAUCCAGGGGGGCCAUAGUCCAAAACCUGGUUUAAAAGGCAACAUCAGAAAUGCUGAGUCUCCUUAUGCAAGGGGUGACAGUUCCUUGAGACAACUUGAAAAGAAAGAUUUCUCUACCAAAGUCCAGGAUGGAGGCUGUUUACUGCUUACAACUGCACAUAUAAAGAAGUUAACCAUAUUUUCCAGAGGCAUAUGUUGUCAUAAGAUAAUUCUUUGUGGAUCCAGAGAUAAGUUUUACAUGAGUGGCAAUCUCUGGUCUCAAGUGUUAAAAAUUGAAGUUCUUAGAGUGUCCACUGGAGGCUGGCUGCAAAAGCCCCAGGAGUCAUAUAUACACCCAUUCUUUUGCAGUGUUGACUUAAAGUUAGGUUGAGUCAACAUUUCUAUUUUGGGGGCCUAGCUUCAAAACUUUGGAUAAUAAACAAACAAUUACAAAAAGGCACCAGUGAUACCAAUCAAUGAGUUGCAUCACAGACUACCUCCAUGUUUUAUACACCCCAUGGUUUCACUCCAAUGUUUACACUUUUAUUAAGACUGGCAGAAGGAUUACAGAUAAAGAGGUUUUCCCUCUGAUGCACAGUUCAGUUGGUGGUGAAUUAAAGGUUAAACUUGCACCUUGGUUUUCUGUCUGAAAAUAUUUCUCUGUCUUUUAGGAGCUGCCUAAGUACCUGAGAGGAUACCAUGUGAGCACCAGAGAGGAAAUCGUCAACAUUGCAGCUCUGCUCUUCAGAAUAAAAGCCAACAACGACAAAACUCAGUUGGUCACAAUUCCAAAGAUGCUGAAAGAGCUGGUGCCUGCUGACCAGCUGAAGGCCAUGUCUGAGAAUGAGUGGAAGAAGGUAUGAGGGUUAUUUUAUCUCAUUUAUACAGUUUUUCAUUUGAAAGGUAAGGUUAGCAUGAAACUUCUGUCUUACUGUCAGCAUGUCUCAUAAAAAGACAUGAACUAGAAUCAUUAUUGACUCCUCAUUCAUUACUUUCCAAUGUCUUCAUCCUUAAUUUUAUCUCUGUAUUCAUGAGAACUCCUGCUGUCAGUGUUUUGAAGGGGGUGUUUGCAUGUCCAAUAUUGUAGGUGCGUAGGAUGUGAAACUGUAAAAGAGAAGAAUCUUGCACUCUGCCCUUGCACAGAAUCAGCACUUAUGAAAAAUAACACAACCUUUGGGUCUCUCUGGACUUUUUUCAAGUGUGCUUUGAAGUAUUACAACAUCCUUGAAAAAGGUCCAGAGGGACCCAACAGUGCAUAUUUUUUCUAAUGAAGAGCGAUGUUCAGUGAGAGCAGGGAGCAAGACUUUCUCUCCUGUAGUCAUAAACCUUUACAGAUUUGUCAGUGACAUACUAUUUAGCCCAUAUUAUUUACAGAAUUCUAACAUUUGCAAGCUAACACAGUAAUAAUGUUAGUAAAAGGUUUUAAAUUGAUGCAGGUAUCUUCAAAACGGCUGUGGUAGUGUUUAGCAACAUGAACCAAACUGGAGUGAAACCUCCGCUUGUUGUGACUAUUUUCUGCUGUGGAUUGAUACAUAGAUGAUGCUCACAUGAGUAUAAAUGGCAGCAGGUUGUUGUAAGAGGAAUUUACUCAAAAUAAACCAGUGAAAAGGAAACAAAACAAUGCUGCACAGUCCAACAGUCUGGCUCAUUGGUGUGGUUUUGGAUAACAGUGGAGCUCUGUGGCAUAUGGAGUCAUCAGGAUUUUUGUGUUUGUUUUGAUCUUUCGAUGAGCGUCCUGACAAUAAUAAACAUAAAGAAGAAGAGUCAGCCUUAUCCUUUACAUCUUCAGAUGAACAAAGCCACCAUUGUACCUCUGUGAUCUCCAUCUCUGAUCCCUGAGACUGUUGCCUGAAGGCUGUGGGGGUGUUGAAAAUCAUUAACCUCAUUAGGCAGUGCAAAUUCUCCCGUAAGACUUUUGCAUCAUCCUUUGAUGUAUAUGUUUUUUUUUCAUUUCAGACCAUUGUCGCUGCUCAUAACAAACAACCCGGUAUGACUGUGGAUGAAGCAAAGGUGGCCUUUUUGAAGACGGUGUGCCGCUGGCCGACGUUUGGCUGUGCAUUCUUUGAAGUGAAGGUAAGAGCUGCAGCAAAUACAACUACAACAGUGCUUUAGCUCCCUAUCUGAAGUCCAUAUUGUUAGUCUGGAGGCUAAUUUAUCUUAUUUGUCUGAUGCCCUUCCCUUAUGACUUAGACCUUCCUACCUCUCUGUACAAAGCUGCAUUAAAUGCUUUUUAUAGAAAUCAACAAUUUGCUUUAUAUCUUUCUUUUCAGCAAACAUCUGAAGAAAAUUUCCCAGAUAUUGUUAGGAUAGCCAUCAGCAAGCAGGGACUCACCAUCAUCAACCCUAAAACCAAGGUGAAGAAAUCUGAAAUCUUUAUUUUAUGGGAAUUCCUGUACCUUAAAACAGGACGAUAUAUUAUUUUGAUGUCAUUGGGGAGUUUCUGUUGUGUAUUGCAUCAAAGUGGGCUGAUAAUGCUGCACCUUUAGUGUCAACUCAUGAAACCUGAUGUGGUUAUAGUUCACAUUUAAUUUUUCAGACACUGGGGUCUCUUUCUGCUCCCUGCUGCUGCUUUGAUAGAAAAUUACAAAACCGAAAAUGCACAUUUCUGUGAAACGGAAUUGAAAUAUCUCCAAAGUACCUUUAGGGUGAGCAGCUGCCUAAUCAGACUGAUGUCAGCUGCAACACAGGAGCUAGCAAUGCCAUUUUGUGGUGUGCAAGUCACCAAAGAUGAAACUAAAUGAAAAAUUUGCUGGCUGAAUAGUUGAUGACCGACUUCAGGCCAGUCAAGCAUGGUGCUGCAUGUCUGUAAAUUUGCCUCCAUUCAAAACAACUCUCUAGCUUCUCCAGUCUCACUCAUGUUCUGUGAGGUAAUACUUUUCUGGUGGCUUUUUGUUUCUUAGUCUUAAACCUCUUUAACGAUCCUUCCUGUUAAAUUAGCUGCUUGCUUGUUGCAAGUCUGCAGUAAUACCGUGAUGAAGCUUGUCUAUCAUGGCUUUGUUCUUACACAUUCACUGCACAAAGGUAUAAUGUCAAAGUCCCAAUGCAAUCUGAACCUGUCAGAGGAAAAAAACUUGAGCCUUUAGUGGACAUAUGUUGAUCUGACAAGGCUUAUGUUGCAGCCAUUAGAGCCCUUAUGUGAUGGGAUCAGGAGGUGCAGUCUCAAAAGUUUUUGUAUCUUUAUUUAAACAAUGUAGCCAGAGUAAAAAGAUACCAAACUGACCCGAAAUAGUAUCUCCUUUAACAAUUUUUUUUAUUUUUCUACCAUUCACAAUGACUUUCUCCUGUGAAGGAUGUGCUGGCAAAUCACCCUUUCAACCGCAUUGCCAACUGGUGCAGCGGAAGCACCUACUUCCACAUGACUGUGGGCAAUUUAGUCAAGGGGGGCAAAUUCCUGUGUGAAACCUCACUGGUAAGAUCCACUUAUAGGUCUAUGUACCUUGAAAGAUAAAUCAUCACUUAAUUAUAGUCUUGGAUUUCUAGUCUUCACCUAUGUGUUUUUCUUUUCUACAGGGUUACAAGAUGGACGAUCUCAUAACCUCCUAUGUCAACCUGUACAACAGAGAGAGGAGGGCCGUACGAGCCAGGAACCAGCGCUUCGACUACUAAUCUGUAGAGCCAGGAGUGUGACAUAACUUCUGCUUAUUACUGCCAAUUUAAACAGACACACUCAGAUGAAUAUUUGUGUUUUUGAAAGUGCAUUCUACAUUAUUUUAGAUCUCUGAAAAAAACAAGGUUGAUUUAUUGAAUUAAAUUCAGCUGUAGAUUUCUCUCAUUUUAUUUAAAG
This is a messenger RNA of Xyrichtys novacula (pearly razorfish), 26255 nucleotides long. The record is from the annotation of a GenBank genome assembly. NCBI's taxonomy places the organism in Eukaryota, Metazoa, Chordata, Actinopteri, Labriformes, Labridae.